This is a messenger RNA of Rhizoctonia solani, 1152 nucleotides long. Its product is annotated as alcohol dehydrogenase. Lineage: Eukaryota; Fungi; Basidiomycota; Agaricomycetes; Cantharellales; Ceratobasidiaceae. Gene Ontology annotation, cellular component: cytosol. The record is from RefSeq and is a predicted model, not a curated record. Gene Ontology annotation, biological process: formaldehyde catabolic process. The transcript has 14 exons. Gene Ontology annotation, molecular function: zinc ion binding; S-(hydroxymethyl)glutathione dehydrogenase [NAD(P)+] activity. Bases 1 to 1152 code for a protein of 383 amino acids.
AUGUCUGAUACUGCUGGAAAGGUUAUCGAAUGCAAGGCUGGAGUCUGCUGGGGUCCUGGCGAGCCGAUUGUCAUUGAAGACGUCCAAGUGGCUCCUCCCAAGGCAGGCGAAGUUCGCAUCAAAAUUUUGUACACUGGAAUAUGCCAUACCGACGAGUAUACACGCAGUGGAAAAGAUUCUGAAGGUGCUUUCCCUGUGGUUCUGGGGCAUGAAGGCGGUGGAAUUGUUGAAUCUGUUGGCGAAGGUGUCACUGGCGUGAAACCGGGCGAUCAUGUAAUCCCACUCUAUACUGCAGAAUGUCGCGAGUGUAAAUUCUGCAAGAGUGGAAAGACUAACCUUUGUGGGAGAGUACGAGCCACCCAAGGGCAAGGCUUGAUGCCCGACGGUACGACUCGAUUCAAAGCCAAGGGCAAAGACAUCUACCACUUUAUGGGAACCUCAACGUUCUCUCAGUAUACCGUUGUCUCUGAAUUCUCGGUUGUUGCCAUCAACCCAAAGGCACCGCUCGAAAAGGUUUGCUUGCUAGGAUGCGGAAUCACCACUGCUUGGGGAGCUGUUACUAAACUUGAUGGAAUUGAGGGUUCUAAUGUUGCGGUCUUUGGUUGCGGUUGCAUUGGUCUCGGCUGCAUUAAUGCUGCACGCAUCAAAAAGGCAGCACGUAUCAUUGCGGUCGACACCAACCCAAAGAAAGAAGCUUGGGCGAAGAAGUUUGGUGGGGAUGGUGUCGAAUUUGUAAACCCCACUCAACUGCCAGAGGGUAAGAGGGUACAAGACCACUUGGUUGAUAUCACGGAUGGUGGCCUGGACUUUACUUUUGAUGCGACUGGAAAUGUCCAAGUGAUGCGCGCUGCACUGGAGGCAUCCCACAAGGGAUGGGGUGUAUCGACUAUCAUUGGUGUUGCUCCUGCUGGACAUGAGAUUUCGACGAGACCGUUCCAAUUGGUCACUGGACGUACUUGGAGGGGUUCCGCCUUUGGUGGCGUAAAGGGCCGCACAGAACUCCCUGGUAUUGUAGAGGAAUAUCUUGCGGGCAAGAUGCUCGUCGACGAGUAUGUCACACACCACCGUGACCUUGCAGAAAUCCAGAAAGGGUUCGAGGACAUGCACCAAGGAGAGUGUAUCCGCUGCGUUGUCGACAUGUCCAAAGUCUAG